AUGAUAGAGCAAAUAGCCAAAAGCUCAUCAACUAAAUCAAAAAAGGAUCGUAUUUAUACAAAUUUGGAAACUUUAAAAUUGAAUGUACAAAAGUUAGACUCAAUGACGACAACACCAUCAAAAGUCAAUAAUAAUAAUACCGCAAUAACUACUCCAAUUGACAUAAAUACAGAGAAUGCGCUACAACAAACACUGUUGUCUUCUAAUAUAACUUCAAACGCCUCAACAUCUGAUUCAAUUCUAUCAAAAAAGUCUCAACAUAGCAGAGUAGCGUCCAAUGAUGAUCCACUAACAGACUUACCCAGUCCUGCCACUUCUUUAAUGGAUUUUCCAACUUCCCAUCAUUUAUCGAUACAUAAAAUAAGUCCUUCAAGUUUAAAAUCAACCGAAUUAAUUGGUCAUUACGCUAUACAAAAAACAAUUGGCGAAGGUAGCUUUUCUAAAGUUAAAUUGGCAAUUGAUUUAAGUAAUUGUCAAAAGGUUGCUAUAAAGAUCAUUGGGAUUAAAGGUAUUCAAGAUAGUGAAAGAGUAAAAUCUAGUGUUUUAAGAGAAGUUGAAAUGUUAAAGUUCAUUAAUCAUCCGAACAUUGUAAGAUUAUUUGAUGUAGUAGAUAUUUCAACUCACUUUUGUUUAAUAUUAGAAUAUAUUCCUGGUGGAGAAUUAUUUGAUUAUGUCAAUGAUUAUUAUGAAGAGACAACUGAACAAGAUUCAAAACAAAUUUUCUUACAAUUAGUUGACAUUGUGAAAUAUCUACAUGAUAAUAACAUUGAUGUAGAUUCCAACAAAAAAGAUCUAUUAAAAUCCAAUCCAAUUAUAAAGUUAACUGAUUUCGGAUUAGCUAAAUUUGUUGAUCCAACAAAUCCUUUAUUAUCAACAAGAUGUGGAUCUGAAGAAUAUGCUGCGCCUGAACUUAUAUCUGGUAAAUCACCAUAUGAUGGUAAGAAAACAGAUAUAUGGUCAUUGGGCAUUAUAUUAUAUAGUUUAUUGGUUGGUUAUUUGCCAUUUAAUUUUGAUGGGCCAAGAAAACAAUUUUUUCAUAAAAUUAUCAAAGCAGAAUUUGAUUUUCCUAAAACUUCCAUGGAAGGUGAACGUGGUAGAAGAGGUACAAUUAGUAAUGAGGCAAAAGAUUUAAUUAAAAAAAUAUUAAUGUCUGAUCCUGAUAAACGUUUUACUUUGGAAGAAAUUAGUAAUCAUGAAUGGUUAAAAUAA
Entrophospora sp. SA101 is the source of this 1209-nucleotide messenger RNA. The record is from the annotation of a GenBank genome assembly. NCBI's taxonomy places the organism in Eukaryota, Fungi, Glomeromycota, Glomeromycetes, Entrophosporales, Entrophosporaceae.